Messenger RNA from Macaca mulatta (Rhesus monkey), 12266 nucleotides. RefSeq names its product ATPase phospholipid transporting 11A (gene ATP11A). The record is from RefSeq and is a predicted model, not a curated record. Gene Ontology annotation, cellular component: plasma membrane; endoplasmic reticulum; recycling endosome. Gene Ontology annotation, molecular function: ATP hydrolysis activity; ATP binding; ATPase-coupled intramembrane lipid carrier activity. Gene Ontology annotation, biological process: phospholipid translocation. Lineage: Eukaryota; Metazoa; Chordata; Mammalia; Primates; Cercopithecidae.
CGCACUCGGACCCCGGAGCCCAUGGGCGCGCCGAGCCGGGCGCGGGGGCGCUGAGCGGCGGAGCGGGAGCGGCCGGAGGAGCCAUGGACUGCAGCCUCGUGCGGACGCUCGUGCACAGAUACUGUGCAGGAGAAGAGAAUUGGGUGGACAGCAGGACCAUCUACGUGGGACACAGGGAGCCACCUCCGGGCGCAGAGGCCUACAUCCCACAGAGAUACCCAGACAACAGGAUCGUCUCGUCCAAGUACACAUUUUGGAACUUUAUACCCAAGAAUUUAUUUGAACAAUUCAGAAGAGUAGCCAACUUUUAUUUCCUUAUCAUAUUUCUGGUGCAGUUGAUUAUUGAUACACCCACAAGUCCAGUGACAAGUGGACUUCCACUCUUCUUCGUCAUUACUGUCACGGCUAUCAAACAGGGUUAUGAAGACUGGCUUCGACAUAAAGCGGACAAUGCCAUGAACCAGUGUCCUGUUCAUUUCAUUCAGCACGGCAAGCUCGUUCGGAAACAAAGUCGAAAGUUGCGAGUUGGGGACAUUGUCAUGGUCAAGGAGGAUGAGACCUUUCCCUGUGACUUGAUCUUCCUUUCCAGCAACCGGGGAGACGGGACGUGCCACGUCACCACCGCCAGCUUGGACGGAGAAUCCAGCCAUAAAACGCAUUAUGCGGUCCAGGACACCAAGGGCUUCCAUACGGAGGAGGAUAUCGGCGGACUUCACGCCACCAUCGAGUGUGAGCAGCCCCAGCCCGACCUCUACAAGUUUGUGGGCCGCAUCAACGUUUACAGUGACCUGAACGACCCCGUGGUGAGGCCCUUAGGAUCGGAAAACUUGCUGCUGAGAGGAGCUACACUGAAGAACACCGAGAAAAUCUUUGGUGUGGCUAUUUACACGGGCAUGGAAACCAAGAUGGCAUUAAAUUACCAAUCGAAAUCCCAGAAGCGGUCUGCCGUGGAAAAAUCGAUGAAUGCGUUCCUCAUCGUGUACCUCUGCAUUCUGAUCAGCAAAGCCCUGAUAAACACUGUGCUGAAAUACGUGUGGCAGAGCGAGCCCUUUCGGGAUGAGCCGUGGUAUAAUCAGAAAACGGAGUCAGAAAGACAGAGGAAUCUGUUCCUCAGGGCGUUCACGGACUUCCUGGCCUUCAUGGUCCUCUUUAACUACAUCAUCCCCGUGUCCAUGUACGUCACGGUCGAGAUGCAGAAGUUCCUCGGCUCUUACUUCAUCACCUGGGACGAGGACAUGUUUGACGAGGAGACUGGCGAGGGGCCUCUGGUGAACACGUCGGACCUCAACGAAGAGCUGGGACAGGUGGAGUACAUCUUCACGGACAAGACCGGCACCCUCACGGAGAACAACAUGGAGUUCAAGGAGUGCUGCAUCGAAGGCCACGUCUACGUGCCCCACGUCAUCUGCAACGGGCAGGUCCUCCCAGAGUCCUCAGGAAUCGACAUGAUUGACUCGUCCCCCAGCGUCAACGGGAGGGAGCGCGAGGAGCUGUUUUUCCGGGCCCUCUGUCUCUGCCACACUGUCCAGGUGAAAGAUGAUGACAGUGUGGACGGCCCCAGGAAGUCUCCAGACGGGGGGAAAUCCUGUGUGUACAUCUCAUCCUCGCCCGACGAGGUGGCGCUGGUCGAAGGUGUCCAGAGACUUGGCUUUACCUACCUGAGGCUGAAGGACAAUUACAUGGAGGUAUUAAACAGGGAGAACCACGUCGAAAGGUUUGAAUUGCUGGAAAUUUUAAGUUUUGACUCAGUUAGAAGGAGAAUGAGUGUAAUUGUAAAAUCCGCUACAGGAGAAAUUUAUCUGUUUUGCAAAGGAGCAGAUUCUUCGAUAUUCCCCCGAGUGAUAGAAGGCAAAGUCGACCAGAUCCGAGCCAGAGUGGAGCGGAACGCAGUGGAGGGGCUCCGAACUUUGUGUGUUGCUUAUAAGAGGCUGAUCCAAGAAGAAUAUGAAGGCAUUUGUAAACUGCUGCAGGCUGCCAAAGUGGCCCUUCAAGAUCGAGAGAAGAAGUUAGCAGAAGCCUAUGAGCAAAUAGAGAAAGAUCUGAUUCUGCUUGGUGCCACGGCUGUUGAGGACCGGCUGCAGGAGAAAGCUGCAGACACCAUCGAGGCCCUGCAAAAGGCCGGGAUCAAGGUCUGGGUUCUCACGGGAGACAAGAUGGAGACGGCCGCAGCCACGUGCUAUGCCUGCAAGCUCUUCCGCAGGAACACGCAGCUGCUGGAGCUGACCACCAAGAGGAUCGAGGAGCAGAGCCUGCACGACGUCCUGUUCGAGCUGAGCAAGACGGUCCUGCGCCACAGCGGGAGCCUGACCAGAGACAACCUCUCAGGACUCUCAGCAGAUAUGCAGGACUACGGCUUGAUUAUCGACGGAGCUGCGCUGUCUCUCAUAAUGAAGCCUCGCGAAGACGGGAGUUCCAGCAACUACAGGGAGCUCUUCCUGGAAAUCUGCCGGAGCUGCAGCGCGGUGCUCUGCUGCCGCAUGGCACCCUUGCAGAAGGCCCAGAUUGUUAAAUUAAUCAAAUUUUCAAAAGAGCACCCAAUCACGUUAGCAGUUGGCGACGGCGCAAAUGAUGUCAGCAUGAUUCUGGAAGCGCACGUGGGCAUAGGUGUCAUCGGCAAGGAAGGCCGCCAGGCUGCCAGGAACAGCGACUAUGCAAUCCCAAAGUUUAAGCAUUUGAAGAAGAUGCUGCUUGUUCACGGGCAUUUUUAUUACAUUAGGAUAUCUGAGCUCGUGCAGUACUUCUUUUAUAAGAAUGUCUGCUUCAUCUUCCCUCAGUUUUUAUACCAGUUCUUCUGUGGGUUUUCACAACAGACUUUGUACGACACCGCGUAUCUGACCCUCUACAACAUCAGCUUCACCUCCCUCCCCAUCCUCCUGUACAGCCUCAUGGAGCAGCAUAUUGGCAUCGACGUGCUUAAGAGAGACCCGACCCUGUACAGGGACGUCGCCAAGAAUGCCCUGCUGCGCUGGCGAGUGUUCAUCUACUGGACGCUCCUGGGACUGUUUGACGCACUGGUGUUCUUCUUUGGUGCUUAUUUCAUGUUUGAAAAUACAACUGUGACGAGCAAUGGGCAGAUAUUUGGAAACUGGACAUUUGGGACGCUGGUAUUCACUGUGAUGGUGUUCACAGUCACACUAAAGCUUGCGUUAGACACACACUACUGGACUUGGAUCAACCAUUUUGUCAUCUGGGGGUCGCUGCUGUUCUACGUCGUCUUUUCGCUCCUCUGGGGAGGAGUGAUCUGGCCAUUCCUCAACUACCAGAGGAUGUACUACGUGUUCAUCCAGAUGCUGUCCAGCGGGCCCGCCUGGCUGGCCAUCGUGCUUCUGGUGACCAUCAGCCUCCUGCCCGACGUCCUCAAGAAAGUCCUGUGCCGGCAGCUGUGGCCAACAGCAACGGAGAGAGUCCAGACUAAGAGCCAGUGCCUUUCUGUCGAGCAGUCAACCAUCUUUAUGCUUUCUCAGACUUCCAGCAGCCUGAGUUUCUGAUGGAACAAGGUGAUGCUCCUCUGCCUUCCGCACGCUUGGGAUGGUAGACGCGGGGCAGCAGGGCCAUGCCUGUCACCAGAGCCCCGAGUCCACGCGCUCCGACGCAGUGUCCGCCAGGCGCUGGGCACAGCAGCCCCACGUCAGGAAGCCCCACCACCCACUUACACCUUCACAUACACAGACCGAUCGUGAGCUGUGCUUUCCAUCAGUCACAGUUAACCAGGGUUUCUCCCUCAGCGUCCAGGCAGCCUCAGAACCCACCUGUGAGGGUUCAGACACAGCUGACAGCACAGAGCCGGCCACAUGAUCCCUCACACAGGUGUCAGAGAGGUUCCUGUGCAGGAAUCCUAAGCAGGAAGGUAUGAGAGUUUGCAAUUCACAGGUCAUCCAGGCCCUGAGCUCACAUACCCUGCCCUCCGCAGCCUGUAGAGUGUGGAUCCUCCCUCACGCACCCACUUCUGUGCCCAUUCUGCAGCUGGAAAGACUGACGACAGCUAGGAUAACACGGUUUGCUCAGGACCCACGCACAUUUCAGAAAAGGGGAGCCAGGCUGAGCCACACAACUGGAGACAAAGGGGACAGAAGUGUUUGGUGUCAGAUGUUCGACCAAAUUCUCUUUUUACUGUUUUUUGAAUGAAGACCUCUUUGAAAGCUUUCUGUUAAUAAUAUGCUUUAAAAAUGAUGGCCCUGGCCUUUCUGGGCAGCGUAGAGGCAUUCACAUGCCACUUUCCUGCGGUGGCAUCCGUGGUCAGAGCCGGGAUUGCAGGGGCCUGCGUGCUGUCCUGAAGUCACGUUCUGUCUUUCAGCCGUGUGCUCCGGCACCAAAUCCCGCAUUCACGCAUGCCUCCAAAUUAAUGGUGCUCUGAAAAUGCAUGUUUGGUAUUUUACUGUUUUACCAAAUGCAGCCUAGAAAAAUGCCCGGAGCAGAAAGGGCUUUUUUUCCCUUUAAUAACAUCAUCUUCUAUAUAUUUUAAACACCAUUUUUAGCUGACAAAAUGGUCCUUUUUUAAGUCCAAGCAAUUAAUAGGAAUCAAAAUUUUUCUAAUUUAGUGUCAUCAGAAUUUGUUAGAUUAAAUUGCAGAAUUUCAUCUCACCAUUUCUAUACUUGAAAACAUUAGGGAUGAAAUUAUUAGGAACACUUUAAUAACUCAUAGGAGGUCCUUAAGAAACUAAUUAAAUCAUGCCAACUCUAGGCUAAAAAUAUGCAUUCUAACUAUUGAUGUGGUUUGUUGAGAGCUGAUUUGCCUCCGAACAUGUGCAGAAGCUGAGCCCGGCUACAUAGAGACGGCCGCACAGAGGUUCGUUCUCCUGCCGCCUACGAGGCCUCGGGCCCUGGCGUGACCCCCGCAGGCAGGGCCGGUGUCCGCACCUGAACACAAAGCGCCUGCAGCCAGCACGUGCCCGGCACACACAGGAACACACCGUGGUGCUGAGACCACCUGCGUUCUGCAAAACUUUGGAGGAGUAAACAUGUCACUAGUCCUCACGUGGGGCAUAUUUUACUUCCAGUGGAUGGUUUUCUUUUCAUCUGUUCCUAUGGAAAAGAAAAGCAUCACGGGCCUGACGUAUAUAUACGUGCGAUUCGCACACAUAUGUCUGUGCUGGCAUGUCUGCGUAUCUGCAUGCAGUUCGCCUCUCCAUCCCUGUCCCUGGGACGGGUGGCAGCCUCAUCCUUUGUUUCCUGCUGCUCCUCACCUGGGCGUUUGCCCAUUCGGACCUGCAGUUCUGCAAUUCCAAGCCCGCAGUUCUUCAGCUCCCACGCUUCCCUUAUUCCUUGAAUAAGGCUGGGCUACGAGAUCUCAGUGCUCUGUGAGCACGUUGGCCUCAGGACACUCUGCAGGGCCCUGGCAGAGCAGCUCCCGAGGCUCGCUGUCUGCCAUGGAAGUGGGUGUGUGGCUGAACAUGUGGCUCCAGGAUUCCAGAGGUGCCUGGUGGACCUUCCAGCUGAGGGACCUGGGACCCUCUGCCUCCCACAGGUGCCGUGGCCCGUCCCUGAGCCUGUCACUGUCUCUCAGUUCUGGGCUUGGGCUCCUCAUGGGAGCGGCCCUGCUGGGACAGUGUUUUCCCAAGACGCCCCUGAGCCCUUGCCCUGGCCGCUCCGUGACACCCCAUGCAGACUCCAACAGAGGCUUAGUGCCUCUUCCUGCUGGGGUCCCACGGAUGGUGCAGGCGGAGGCCAGAGCGCUCCUGGUGCUCGUGGGCACCGGCUCAGCAGCCCUGCGUGGCCCACGUUGCUCAGUGUCUUUCCUCGCCUUGCAGAGGGGCAUGAAGCACAAGGCUCCAGUCCAGGCCGCACAGAGCAGCGACGGGCCCCUCCUGAAGGACCUCCUACGGCGGCCAAGGCGCAGUUAGCUCCACGCUAGGUAACUGCGGCUGCUGCGUGCCGCCCGUGUGCUGUGACUGUCAGACCUGUUUUUCCUCCAAAGUUUUGCUGUGCUGUGCUGUGCUGUCUUUGAUAACAAAGGUUCACGGUGAAAAAGAGCAGCUCUCUUUACACACACAUGCAUUUGCUGUCCCAGGUAAGUAACAUGCCUGAGGGCAAGCCGACCACACAUGGAACAUGCUGUGCACACCCACACACGUGCACACUCCCCCCACACACAGCACGCAGCCUGACCGGGCCCAGCUUCGUCAGAUACAGGCUCACGGUCCUGGUCCCUGGGGGAAACGGCUUCACCUAAAAGGCCUCUCAGGAAGGAGCCUGCUUUGAAAUCAAACGUGGAUAUUGCGUGGUUUGUGUGGAACUGGGGCCCAGGCAAGUGUGAGUGCAAGUCUUCUGUGUGCCAGCCGGAGCACGUAGCUUGUCGCCUCCCUGACAGACAUGGAGGCCGUGAAGACGCCUGCUCCCGCCAGCAUUUCCGGCACUGGAAACGCUGGUCUAAAAGUGGGCUGGUCUAAAAGUGGGCUGACCUGGGGACGGCCCCCCGUCAGACAGAUGCGUGCUGCCAGCCUCUUGCCGCUCCCCUCGCUGGUCAGACCUGCAGGGCCCUUGCACGUCCGGGGCCCCAGUGGGCUGUCAGAAGCCAUGUAGGCCCCAUCCAUGUGGUGACACCCAAGGCAACAUGCCAACAGGACGCAAACUGAGCGUGUCCAGUACUCCAUCAGCUCAGUCCCUGUGGGGUGGGGCCUGCCCUCUCUGGGGCAGUGAGUUCGCCUUUUGUUCGAGGGUCUCUGGGUACCGGUGUAGCGUUCGAGCUCUCACUGCACAGGAAGCCAGCUAUCGGGAGGAAACUUGUAGGUUUCCCGUCCAUGGCCUGUAUCCCUGGGGUCCCUGGUUCUUCCCUGGGAUGGUGGGACAGGGGGACAGUCACUGUUGAUGCCGAAAAGGAGAGGCACUCGUUCCUAGACAGAGACCCCUUGCCUCUAUGGCUUCUCCAGUGUCCUGAGCUGAGUCUAGCAGUUCCUGCAGGAGGCGAUGGUAGUGAGUGCAUCCCAGAGUGGCCCAGGUCACCCCAAGCAGCCCCGUGGGGAUCCCUGAGACUGACCGUGUGUCUCGUUCUCUCAGCAGAAUGGGUGCGCACAGCCUCGGGACCGCGACUCAGAGUUCACCCCUCUUGCCUCUCUGCAGAGCCCAGGCUACCAGAGCACCUGUCCCUCGGCCGCCUGGCACGGCUCCUGCUCUCAGCAGGUGACGCUCGCGGCCUGGAAGGGGAAGGUGUCCGUGGAGCCCCCACCCACCCUCAGCGGUUCCCGUCACCACUGCAGUUCCAGCCCGAGUCUCAGCUGCCCUGGGACCCGUGUGCAGAUGCUUGUGUGAUGGAUGGUCCUAAGCCUGUGGAGACCGCACACGCCUCUUCCUGGCCCCCAGGAGGCAAGGAGGGGGGUCACAGGCCUUGCCCUCGAGUGUGGCACGCUGGCCGCCUGGACCCAGCGCUGCAGUUGUUGAGCCACGCCGGUCCCCCCGGGCAUUCGGCCCGACUCAGAAGGGACAUCCGGCUGGCGCACCCUGUGCUGUCAUGCAGAGGCCAUUCCCCCAGGCCCGUGUCUUCACCCACCUACUGUCAUCGGUCUUUGCUGUCGCUGGGAGAGAAGAGCCAUCCAGGCCCCCGGGGCGGCCAUGUGUGGACACCUGCUGCUGUUCCUGCUCGCCCGGCCGCCACUCGUGCCCUCCAUAGGGUGAGGUGGAGCUGUGGCGGCACGUCCUUUCCUCAGCAACCCUCCAAUCCUCAUGCUGUGGGAAGGGCCUGGUCACUCGGAUACCGUCAUCCCUGCGGAUGCACAGCCGUGCCCUGUUCAUCUGGGAGCGGCUUCCCUGUGGUUAAGUCCAAGCCUGCCUGCUCUGUGUGUCAGGGCUGGCUGAGUUUCGGUCUCCCCAUCAUCGCGUCGUGCAGAAAGCAGUGCCAUGUGGGAGGACAAGGCCACGCCAGUGGCUUCCAGCCCUGCAGCACAAGUGCCAGGAUGUCCAUCGGCCACUCACCAGAGCAUGGAGCCGUCAGUCCACUGUUGCAGGAGAAUGUUGAUUUCGCAGGUGCAAGGGCCAGGAGACAGAUACUUGACUAUGAUGGGCAGACAUCCUCUGUCCCCGUGGAACGGUCACCACCAAGGUGGUGUUGGUGCCCCAGAACCUGUCUCGGGCUGAUGGGGGUGGCCCACAGGACAGGGGUGGAUCCCAGCAGGCAGCACUGCAGCUCCGCCCACCUCCCACACUGCACCUCCGCCCACCUCCCACACUGCAGCUCCGCCCACCUCCCACACUGCACCUCCGCCCGCCUCCCACACUGCACCUCCGCCCACCUCCCACACUACACCUCCGCCCGCCUCCCACACUGCAGCUCCGCCCUCCUCCCACACUGCACCUCCGCCCGCCUCCCACACUGCACCUCCGCCCACCGGGCUCUGCGUCCCCUUGUCCCCACAUCCCCACGUCCCCACGCAGGGCUCUCCUUCGUCUUAGGAUUCUGUCCAGCGCUGCUCUGGGUGGGUUAGCAACCCAAGGGCUGCUGUGAUACAAAGUCCCUGUUGCUCUCUGUACUGGCGUUUCUAUUUCUAGAAAUAAUCUUUGACGUAGCCUUAAUGGUCCUUAAAGAAGACAUUUCAUUGUGAGAUUCGGUACUGCUGCCUUUCAGGAAAGUACCAGACGCUGGAGGAGGAGCCGGCCCUCAUGCCCUCCCAGAGCCACGCUGUCAGACGGGCUCCGGCAGGCGAAACCAGAGGGUGUUUCCGAGGUGCUCGACAGUAGGUGUUUUUGGAAGCUCAAAUUUCACCAUUUGAUUGUAUAAUCUUUUACCUAUACAAUAUUUAUUUGAACUAAAGGAUAAAUCGGCGGUAAGAACAGCGAACACAGUGGUUGAGAUAAACUAAGGUGACAAAUAAACACCACACCAAAGAUGAGGGUAGUGAGCAACUGGCUUGAGCAGACAGAACGGGGAGGACUCCACCGUGUCCCGAGGUCCUCGUGCAGCCGCCCUGGCUUGGCAGCCCUGCCCACGCUACCCCCGCAAACAAUGGUGUGUGCAUUUUUACAGCCCUUUUUAAGAACCCAAUAUGGGCAUAAAUGUAAUACCUGUAUGGGGGGCAGAUUCUCUGUAUGUUCAGUUAACAAAUUAUUUGUAAUGUAUUUUUUUAGAAAUCUUAAAAUUGCCUUUGCACUGAAGUAUUUUCAUAGCUGUUUAUAUAUCUUUUAUUCAUUUAUUUAACAUAUUGUCUAAUUUUAAAAAUAGGUUUAUAAAGCUUUCAUUUUUAAGUUUAUGUAAUUUUGGCCACUUUACAUUUAGAUUCUGGUGAGAGUUUUGACUGAAUGUUCCAAUCUCUGAUGAAUGUGAAUUUUCAGAUUUGAUUUUAUUCUCUACACACACCUCUUCCUUUCUUGGUAUUUCUGGUGGCAGUGAUUAGUUAAACAGCAUAUUUAAGGUACGAUAAUUUGCUAUACUUUUUCUUUACAAUUUGUUGCAAUUUCCUCUGCUUUCUGUGUUUCAUUGUUAAUUUCCAUCCUUCAGCCUUAAAAAUAGAAGAUUCUCACAUGAAGGUUUAGUAAGCUGGGUCCCAGCUCUGCCUGUGUGGAGAUAGUCACCAUGUACCUCUGACAACAAGUCUUAGUGUGAAAGUCACUAAACUUUUACACACUCCCAAACGUCUUUUAAAAAAUUGCUUGGGAAAUUAUUAAAUGAAUGUACCUGAUCAUUUGAAAUCGACAAGGGGCACGAGAUAAAAACUAAAAGGAUGACGUCAGUGAAUGACGUCACAGGGUCUUCACACAAUUUUCCACCUCACAGUAGUUAGUAUUUACUUGCCUUAAACUAACUUUGAAGCAAGUAAUGUCAACUUUGAGCACUUUGUCGAGUUUUGAAAAUCUUAUUUGCUGCUGCACAGGUUAAUUAUCAAUUUGUAAUUCAGCAUGUUGGUCAGAGACACAGUCGCUGAUUCACACCCAGUCACCGCCACAGACCGUCUCAGACACGCACAGUGGGCCUGCUGCAUGACUCACACCCAGUCCCUGCCACAGACCGUCUCAGACACACAUAGUGGGCCUGCUGCAUGAUUCACACCCAGUCCCUGCCACAGACUGUCUCAGACACACACAGUGGGCCUGCUGUGUGACUCACGCCCAGUCCCUGCCACAGACCGUCUCAGACACCCACGGUGGGCCUGCUACAUGUGUGUCCCGGGCUUUUGGCUCCACGUUCACUCAUAGCCAUGUCCACUUGCAGGCUUGCACACAGAAACACACACAUACAUAUGUACAUGUACACACCACAAACAUGCAAGCUCCCGCACACAUGUAUGCACACAUGUACACAAGUGUGAGCUCCUCCACACGUGCACACGUGUAUGUACACCAAAGCAUGUGUGACAUACAUGUACAUGCACAUGUGUACACAUACUACAGACGUGUGCACACUCCACACAAUGCAUGUGCACAUACCAUGAAUGGUGUAAGUUCCUACACACAGAUGUGAUACAUGCAUGUACAUGUAAGCACACAUGUACAAGCUCCUACAGGCUUGCUCUCACACGUGUGUAUGCACACAAGACGUAUGAGCUUCACCUGUACACAUGCAUACACACACAUGCACAUGUACAUUCACUACAAACACAUGCAGGCUCCUGCACACAUGAGCACACAUGCACAUGUACACACCCUAAGCAUGCACAGGCUCCUACACACGAAUAUGCACACAUGCACAUGUACACAUCCCAAACACGCACAGGCUCCUACAUGCACAUGCAUGUGUACACCACAGACAUGAGUUCCCAGACGUAAACACGUGUGCGCACACCAUACACACGUGAGCUCCCACACAUGUACACACCACAAACGUGCAGGCCCCCGCACACGCGAAUACAUCCAUGCACGUAUACACACAUGUGCCACAAGCAAGUGCCCACUGUCCUGGUGUCCCGCAUUGCAUCCUGCCUCCUUCCUGAGGGCCCCUGUGAGGGGCCUCUGGCCGGGCAUGGGAAGAUGGGGCUCGUAGCCCAGGCCUCCCUGGGACGGAGUGUCCCCCUCCUGGCAGAAUGUCUAGGCUUCGCAGAGUGGGCCCGGGGUGAGGUCGCAGCUUCACUUACACCAGCUGCUCUGUGAGCAGCGCUUGGUGCCCUGGACAAGGUCCUUUCCCCUUCAGGGAGGUCCAGCCCCACGAGCUGAAACCUCCCCUUGGAUCAGCCCUCUACCAGGUGGCCACAGCAGGACCGGCCACGCCCACGCCGCACCUCAUCCCUGCACACGUCAGGGAGCACAGCCGGUCUUCUGCCACGAGCCAGCUGGGAAGGGCCGCGGCCUCCUAAAGCCCCAGUCAACCCGGCCUGCGUCGGAGCAGACGGGGCGAACAAGCAGGCCACACCGCCUCGAGGGAGGAGGCCAGAUGCGGCAGCUUCUCCAACAGGGUGACCAUCCGCUCGGCUUGCUGAGCGUUUAAACAAAUGUCUAGACAGGCUGUUGUGACUUCUCUGAGUUGAGCCUUGGCCAGGGGUCCGGUGCCGUAGCAGGAAACCUCCAGCCUUGUUCUUCAAACCACUCAGCUUAUGUGUUUUGCACUGACUAGUAUUGAAUAAUGCAGCCACUUUUAUUUAAUGUUAAUAUUAUUUAUUUGGCAGCUCAGUGUCUUAACAGCUUGAUAUGCAGGUCCUUGUAUCCUACAUUUCUUUAGGAAGUUACCCAUUUGUAACUUUAGAAACAGGAAAAAUGUCAGUUGGUAAAUGCAAUCUUUUUUUUUUUUUUUUUUUAAGCUAAAGGUGGGUGAACUGGAAUGAAAAUCUUUCUGAUAUUGUGUCUAUAAGCAGCUUUGAUGGGGAUGUGUUAGAAGUGUCAUGAAAGUGUGAUUCUACUUUUGCAGAAAAAAUCUAAAGAUCAAUUUAUAUAGCUUUAUUUUUUACUUUAUCAAAGUAUACAGAAUUUUAAUAUGCAUAUAUUGUGUCUGACUUAAAAUUAUAAUGUCUGCGUUACCAUUUAAAAUGUCUAUUCAUUAGGUAAUGUAAUAAAAGAAGGUCUUCAAAAUGUAUUUAAUAUGAAUGGUAUCCAUAGCUGUCAUCAUCAUAAAUACUGGAGUUUAUUUUUAAAUUAUUAAACAUAGUAGGUGCAUUUAACAUAAAUCAAGCCUCCACACAUUAACAUUUAACUGAUCAUUAAUCUGCUUUGAAAAGUUAAAAUAUAAAUUAAACCAAAUCUAACAUUUCUGUAAAGUUUAUUUUGUAUGCUCCUGUUUUUAACUUUUAUUUCUGUAGAUAAACUAACUUGAUAAUAUUAUAUUGGACUUUUCUCUAGAUUAUCUAAGCAGGAGACCUGAAUCUGCUCGCAAUAAAGAAUAAAAAUCUGCUUCAGUUUCUUUAUAAAGAAAAUCA